UGGGGGCACAUCGCAUCCACCACGAUCACCACGUAUACCAACGAAAAACGACGUCGUUUUCCUCCCGCAUCUUCAACCCUACCGCCGUCCCCAUGAUCCCGCGCCCUCCCCCCAUAUGCUGACCAACGCCGCCGUCGCCGCCUCCUCCUGGCUCCGCCGCCGCCGGAUCCGCUACUUCUUCCUCUUCCUCUGCUCCCCGCUUCUCCUCCUUCUCCUCUGCGCCGCCCUCCCCUUCCUCUGCGCAGCCGAGCUCUGCCUCCGCCUCCGCCUCUGGCGGAAGCUCCUCCGCCGCGACUCCGCCGCCGCCGAUCGUCUCCGCCGCUGCGAGGAAGGGUUCUGCGAGGAGCAGCCGCAGGAGAAGGGCCUCUUGCAUCGGUACCUCGAAGAUCAGCUUUUUCUCGUCGGAUCCAUGUACGAGUGCGGCGACGAUGACGAUAACAACUGUAACGACGAAGUAGAAGCUUCUAGAAGCGUUGAAGAUGUUGUAAGGUUAGGUAGUUCCACUGCUAGAAACCCUCUCUUGAGAUGAUCGCACAGUGAAACAAAGGAAAGAAAAAAAUAAACUUAUUUUUUACAUUUUGUGUGUAUAUAAAUGUUUAAUAUUGUUCAUUGUUUUUACUUUUUAUAGGAAAAAAAUUGAUUGA
This is a messenger RNA of Vigna unguiculata (cowpea), 644 nucleotides long. RefSeq lists its product as uncharacterized. The record is from RefSeq and is a predicted model, not a curated record. Lineage: Eukaryota; Viridiplantae; Streptophyta; Magnoliopsida; Fabales; Fabaceae.